UUAAAAGUGAAUAAUAACGGAAGGUAUCAUGUGUAGAUCAUAGGAGUGAAACAUGUGGCGUUUGGUAAAACCUUGUUAAGAGUCAAGACAGAGUGAGUGACUGACAGACAUACAGACUUCAACUACUACCUUUCUUCUCUUGUGUCCUGUCCACACUCAACCCCAUGGCUAUGGCUUCUUCAUUCUCCACCAUCUACGCUCGCUCUUUGUCUCUCCCCAAUCUAAACCACCGCUUUUGUAAUUCUCUCUCACUCCCAACUCUCUCCAUCAUUUCUCGCCCUCCACAUUCUCAUUCCAACCUCUUCACUUCCCGUCCUCCUCUCUUCACACUUCCCAAAACCUCAACCAUCAUUCAUGCAUCCGGAAACGGCGGCGGAAUCGGAGGUGGUGGAGGAGGAGAAGGAGGCGAUGGCGGUGAUGGUGGAUCGGGGGACAGAGAUCGGAACAGAGAAGAAGCGUUGAUGGUGCUUGCGGAGGCUGGUAAGCCGCUGGAGAGUUUGCCAGCUGAUUUAGCAGAGGCGGUUAAAGCUGGACGAGUUCCAGGUUCGAUUGUGAAGAGAUUUUUCGAGCUGGAAAAAUCGAGUGUGUUCCGGUGGUUGCUUAAUUUUGGAGGGUUUAGAGAGAGAUUGCUUGCUGAUGAUUUGUUCCUUGCUAAAGUUGCCAUGGAAUGCGGUGUUGGAAUCUUUACAAAGACUGCUGCGGAGUUGGAGAAGCGAAAAGAAAACUUUACUAAAGAGCUUGAUUUUGUUUGUGCUGAUGUGGUAAUGGCCAUUGUGGCAGAUUUUAUGCUCGUGUGGCUUCCUGCUCCGACUGUUUCUCUUCGACCACCACUUUCUGUUAGUGCCGGGCUUAUUGCUAAAUUCUUCUUUGGCUGCCCUGAAAAUGCUUUUCAGGUGGCUUUGGCUGGAUCGUCAUUUUCACUUAUACAGAGAAUAGGUGCUAUUGUGCGGAACGGAGCCAAGCUAUUUGCAGUUGGAACUGGUGCAUCACUGAUUGGUACUGGUGUAACAAACGCAUUGAUUAAUGCACGGAAGGUUGUUGAUAAAUCUUUUGCUGACGAGGCUGAGGAAGUACCAGUAUUAUCUACGAGUGUUGCCUAUGGUGUUUACAUGGCAGUAUCCAGCAACCUAAGGUACCAAAUUCUAGCUGGAAUUAUCGAACAACGGAUUUUAGAUCCGUUGCUGCACCAAAACAAGCUCUUGUUAAGUGCAGUCUGCUUUGCUGUUAGAACCGGAAACACUUUCUUGGGCUCACUAUUGUGGGUGGAUUAUGCUCGGUGGGUUGGAGUCCAGAAGAUAAGGGAUUAAGGUUUUUCAAUUGCAAGUCAUCAAGCUCUAAGAGUCUUGAAUUACAUACAUGGUGGCCAAUGAAGGUAAACGAUCCAUCAGCAUAACUAGCAGGAAGGUGCAGCAUGAGACAAUGUAGGGUCACGUUUUUUUAUGGGGAUGAUUCAGGCAGUCUCUUCGGUGUUGAUUGUUGUUAUGUGUGUAUAUUGUUUAUAUUGAAAUUACAUGAUUGAAAACACUUUCUUCUAUAAUGUUCUUUCCUUCCCUUUGA
Lathyrus oleraceus (garden pea) is the source of this 1557-nucleotide messenger RNA. Its product is annotated as protein RETICULATA-RELATED 4, chloroplastic. The record is from RefSeq and is a predicted model, not a curated record. Bases 165 to 1307 code for a protein of 380 amino acids. NCBI's taxonomy places the organism in Eukaryota, Viridiplantae, Streptophyta, Magnoliopsida, Fabales, Fabaceae. The transcript is spliced from 9 exons.